Messenger RNA from Dentiscutata heterogama, 623 nucleotides. The record is from the annotation of a GenBank genome assembly. NCBI's taxonomy places the organism in Eukaryota, Fungi, Glomeromycota, Glomeromycetes, Diversisporales, Gigasporaceae.
UUUCUAUGUCAUCCUAAAUUACCGCCACCUGCAGAUAAUUGUGAGCAAGAUUAUAUUAGUCUUGUUCUCUAUAAUAAGCCAUUUCUGCAAGAAUGUUUAUUCGCUAAUUAUCUGGGUCUUCCGCAAACGAUUUUUUAUGAUAAUUUCAAUGAAGCAUGGAAAAAAGUUCCAUUAAAAGCAAUUCGUGGGCUUAGAUAUAUCAAGAUGUAUAGCAAAAUUCCUUAUACUGAAAAGUAUGAAUUACAUCGAUACUACCUGAUCGAAGACAUCAAAACUCUUUAUGAUGAAUUCAUAGUCCUUGUCCUCCAAAAUAAAGACAAUGAUUUUAUUGCAUCAUGGAAAUUGGAUAAACAAAUGAAAGGCAGAAUUUAUAUGGAAGAAAUCAACAAAUAUUCAAAAGAGCAAUCGUCGGCCCAAUCAACUAUUUUACGUAGUAAUAUGAUCAAAUUGGGAAAGAUCCUGGAUUCUUUGAUGGAAGAAAGAUCAAUUGAUGACAAUCGUCCAAAGUAUGAACUGGAUAUUUUAUAUGAUUGUCUUGAUGCAAAAAACGCGUUUUCAACCACUGAUCAAUUGCUUUUGAACGAGAAAGAAUUCAAAAUUAUGAGGGAAUCUUUAGUUGCAAU